AUGAGCGCGUCCAGCUCCCGGGCAGACUCGCCCGACGCGGCGCUGAGCUCCGACGGAAGUUACGAUGACCAUGAAAGCGUCUCGGUCUCCAAAGAAUUGCUCAGCUGGAUUCAGGUGCCGCUACUCUCAGACUAUCAGCUGCUGGACGACGAGCUGGAUGGUGAUUCGUGCGACCACGAGGAGCUCGAGGGAGAUGAACCCGACAACAGCGAAUCCGACAACAAAUACGAUGACGAUGAGCUCGACACCGAUGAACUCGACACCGAUGAGCUCGACACCGAUGAACUCGACACCGAUGAACUCGACACCGAUGAACUCGACACCGAUGAACUCGACACUGAUGAACUCGACACCGAUGGACUCGAUAGCGAUAACUCAGACAACCAGAUUGCGGGCGAUGAGUCAAACGUUAUUUCUGUGUCGUAUUCGCCCGGUCAAGGCAAAAUGGUCGAGAAGAAUGACGAGGGAGUCUUCAGCCUGAGUCUGCAGCUUGAGUCUCGCGUCCCGUUCUCUGUGCUUCAGACGGUGACCCUUAUGGAAGGGCCGCUCAAAGACCUCCAAGUCAUCCUCAUCAAACCUCGCCAGCCGUUGCACUUUCUCGAUCUUCCGCGUGAGAUCAGAGAUGAGAUCUACACGUACGCUAUGGUUCCCCAUACUCAGUGUCGCGCCAGCCCUUCUCGCAAGCCUUACAUCGAGAGCCGCAUCUUCCUUAACGUGACCGAAGCUCGGCCAGAUCAAGCCAAACGCUAUAUACCUCGCGAAGUUAAGACUGCUAGAGAGUAUGGCUUAUCGGUGUUGUCCAGCAUGUUCCAGGGCCAGGAAUUCACCUUGCAAGAAAGCGUUACCCCUGGACUUCUUACUGUAAACCGUCAGGUUUACCUUGAGGCCCGACAGAUCCUCUACGAGAAGAACACUUUUCAGAUGCAGCUGUGGACAGUCGAGCGUUUCCUCGCCCGUAUUGGUCCAGCGGAUCAGCAGAUUCGCUACCUCAACGUUGUACACUUAGGCUGUUAUGGAGUUCAGCGAGCCAAGGAGACGCUCGCAAAUCUCACACACCUGAAGCACCUUACACUCGUCGGAAUGCCCCUCUCGGACGAGGGCGAACGUUACUCACCCUUCAUAGCGGCAACAGAGCUCUACAGGAAGAUGUACAUCUGGAUUGAUUGCGUUGGCAAACUCCAUGGAGACCGUUUCGCCGCUCUAGAACGGCUCACGGUGCAAGCGGGUCCUUUGCAUGCUCAUAAGGCCUCUAACGCUUACCAUGGCGUGCUUACUUUGCGGACGAACUUUGUGGCAAAGUACUACUCUAAGAUGCGUCUAUCGGCGGGACAGCUUGAAUGGGACCAGCAUUUCCGUGAGCAGCUAAAGGCUCUGAUCACGCUCGACAACUCGAACAAGACUUUCCAGUUCCUUGCUCUUCCCCGCAAGCUCCGCGACAAGAUCUACCAGUUUGCGAUGCAGCAAGAGCACCAUUGGAACGGAUCUCACGAGAAUCAUGGCAGGCAGAUUUCGAUCUGGCAGUUCCUCAAAACCGGACGAGUCCGUCGGCGGAUUCAACUUUACGGUAAGAACUGCAGCGACAACUUCCAAUUCUGUGACAGCCUCACUCCUGGACUUCUGUUAGCGAAUCGUCAGAUUCACGAUGAGUCCAAAAUGAUACUGUACGGCAAAAACCACUUCAAGUUCGACCGGGAGGACACUCUCGACAUGUUCCUCAGCAUCAUUGGAAGCUCUUCUACUCUUCUGCGAUCCGUGGAUAUCGGCACUUAUCCCACAAACGUGGAGUUAUGGUCGAAGCUCUGGCACUUGGACAAUUUGGUGCUUUACCACAUGCCGAUGUACAACAGCCUCUCUACUUCUUGCACCUUUGGUCAUCAGCUCACUCUCUCGCAUCUGGAUUGGAACACCGACGCUGCUCUGGAUCUCGACGUCGCCCUGGACAUUGAUAGGCCUAUUAUAAGGCCUGAUCGUGCUCAGCUUGCGGCGAUCCACUUCUUCAACAAAGCCCGCUCAUGGAUCGAUGGCGUCGGAAUUGUUCACCAGGACAAACUUUCCGCUGUGAGCCGUGUCUGCAUCACCAUCUCGAUGCGAGACCGUACCCCGUCUGUUCUCAACGACCGGUUCCGUACUGAGUUGACCAGGUUGAUUGCGUCCGAAGACGGAGAAUAG
Lasiodiplodia theobromae is the source of this 2169-nucleotide messenger RNA. RefSeq lists its product as uncharacterized. The transcript is spliced from 4 exons. NCBI's taxonomy places the organism in Eukaryota, Fungi, Ascomycota, Dothideomycetes, Botryosphaeriales, Botryosphaeriaceae. The record is from RefSeq and is a predicted model, not a curated record. The coding region runs from base 1 to 2169 and encodes 722 amino acids.